Dunckerocampus dactyliophorus (ringed pipefish) is the source of this 2432-nucleotide messenger RNA. RefSeq names its product cytochrome P450 3A40-like. The record is from RefSeq and is a predicted model, not a curated record. Gene Ontology annotation, molecular function: oxidoreductase activity, acting on paired donors, with incorporation or reduction of molecular oxygen; iron ion binding; heme binding. NCBI's taxonomy places the organism in Eukaryota, Metazoa, Chordata, Actinopteri, Syngnathiformes, Syngnathidae. The transcript has 13 exons. Bases 262 to 1758 code for a protein of 498 amino acids.
CGAGAAGGCUUAAACUUUAUUACAACAAUGUUUAUACUUCCAAUUGUUUAGUACCGAACUUUAAAUACAUGUGUGACUAAGAUUUGGAAUUAAAGGUGCAUUUAUCCAUAAAUAUUCCCGUUUAUCUGAAGACUGAAAUGCUGCUUUAGUGUUUGCUGAAAUGUAGUAGUGUAAUCUCGAGUUGAGACACCAUAGGGCUGUACAAGGGUUACCACUUCCUUAUUUUAAUGACAUUUGAGCUGGUGUUCGAGUCCAGACACAAUGUUCGGCUGGGAGCUUUUUUCUGCCACAACCUGGACAUUAGUGGCUCUCUUUUUCACCUUACUCUUAUUGUAUGGUGUUUGGCCGUAUGGAUAUUUUAAAAAGUUGGGAAUACCAGGACCAAGGGCAUUUCCCUUUGUGGGAACUAUGAUGAGCUUGAGGAGGGGAUUGCUGGUUGUUGACAGGGAGUGCCAGGCCAAGUAUGGAGACGUGUGGGGUUUGUUUGACGGCAGAGCUCCGAUGUUAAUGGUAGCCGAUCCUGAGAUCAUUAAAGCUGUGUUGGUGAAGGAAUGCUACACGACGUUCACCAACCGCAGGGACGCCCUUGUAUUGGGGACGCUGAGUGAGGCCAUCACCAACGUCAAGGAUGAAAAGUGGAAGAGAAUCCGCAGCUCCCUGUCGCCGUGCUUCACCAGCGGAAGACUGAAGCAGAUCUUUCCCCUCGUCGCUCGCUAUGCGGACCGCCUGGUGGAGAGCCUCGGAAAAAAAGACUUAAGCCAAGCGGUAGACAUCAAACAACUGAUGGCGCCAUACAGUUUGGACGUGAUCACCAGCGCCUCCUUCAGCGUGGAUGCCGACUCCAUCAACAACCCAGACGACCCCAUCAUCGUUCAUCUCAAAGAUGUCCUCAAGUUCAAAUUUUGGAAAAUCUUCAUCCUGAUGAUUUUUCCCUUCAUCAAACACAUUCUCUACAUUCUGAAGUUUGACCUCAUAUCCACGCGCCAUGUGAACUAUUUCUUCGACAUCAUUAAGAAUUUUAAAGACCAGCAUCACACAGACAAGUCUGGUCAUGCAGACUUCCUGCAGGUGAUGAUCCAGCAUGAGAUACCGCAGUCGGACAUAAAGACCGAACAGGAGCAGCCAAGUAAAGGCCUGACAGAACUUGAGAUCCUCUCGCAAGCCUUCAUUUUCAUCUUUGGGGGCUUUGAAACCACUGCCAUCACCCUCACGUACCUGCUGUACAACCUGGUCGCCAACCCUGACGCUAUGAAGACCUUGCAGGAGGAGAUUGACGCCAAUGUUCCCACAGAUGCUCCCAUUUCUUACGAGACCCUGUUCAAUAUGGAGUACCUGGACAACGUCAUUAACGAGUCCAUGCGUGUCAUGCCGACCGCGCCGCGACUCGAGAGGAUGUGCAAGAAAACCAUCCAGAUCGGCGAUCUCACCAUCCCCGAAGGAACCUUGGUGGGCAUUCCCGUGAGUGUCAUCCACAAGGACCCCCGCUUUUGGAAAGACCCUGAGAGGUUCCGGCCGGAGAGGUUCAGCAAAGAUGGCAUAGAAGAGGUGAACCCGUACGCUUUCAUGCCUUUUGGCCUCGGCCCUCGCAACUGCGUGGGGAUGCGCUACGCUCUCCUCACCAUGAAGAUGGUGGUUGUGCGUCUGCUGCAGAGCUACACCAUGGAGACGUGCAAAGAGACCGUAAUCCCUCUGGAGUUUGAUUGGCUGCUAAGGCCACAGCAGCCAGUGAAAUUCAAGUUUGUGCCCAGAGAGCAGUAGUUCAGAAGGGACACAUGGUACUAAAACGAAUGCCAUGUUUAUGCUAUUCAAUGAAAAACGUACAUCUGUAAGUCACACCGGUGUAUAAGCCGAUCGUGUCCACAUCAUAAAAUGAUAUAUUGUGGCACACACAGGUCCGUGAGGACCAGUCAAACCUUUGGAAAUUGCAGGAGGUCAUUGUUCAAUAUAACAGUCUAACUCACAGUUUCAUCUCACAAACUAAAUUUAACUCAUCACACAGCAACUUAACACUCAAAAGUUAACUUCAGAAAUAUACAAACAUGUACCGAUGUUUGUAAAAAAAACAAAAAACCAAAACACAACAUUUUAAAGUUUUCCCAUUAUUUUGUUUGAGAAAACCAGCCCAAAGCCCAGAGGGAGGCUGAAAAAAAGCACAAUGAUCAAACUUGCAUCUCCCACCACGUCUGUAGCUGACUGACAGAUAGUUGGCACAGCUCAUUUCACAAUGUGUAGCGAAGCCUGCUUUUUUUAAAUUUUAUUUUACUAUCCUCCGUCAGGUGGUGAGAGUAUUUUUGCUGCUCAUAAGCAGGCUCUAAGGGCACUUACUACUUUUAGAACAUCAUUUUAAAAAAUCACUUAAGCAUCGUUCUCUCUUUAUCCUUUCAGCAAAGAAUUUCAGCAAAUGUGACACGAAUAAAAUGAUUUUGAAGACA